This is a messenger RNA of Spirodela intermedia, 2529 nucleotides long. The record is from the annotation of a GenBank genome assembly. Lineage: Eukaryota; Viridiplantae; Streptophyta; Magnoliopsida; Alismatales; Araceae.
AUGAUGGACAUGACGCUUACACCAAAUAUGGAUCAAAUAGAAUACGGGGUUGGGUCCUCUGAUAAGGAAAGCACUGCUCAAAUGAAGCCGAGGAAAAAAUCAAUGACAUCGCUCUAUCUCAAAUUCUUUGAAACAGCAACUGAUGGGAAAAGCCGAAAAUGCAAAUUUUGCAAGCAAAGUUAUUCUAUAUCAACUGCCACUGGUAUCCUUUCCAUCUUCCUUGACGACUUUGGGUUCUGCCCUCUCAAAAUUUAUCAUGGUUUAUCAGUAGCUUUGUGUUGCAUCAAAUAUGUCAGACAGGUCAUAACUUUGAUAUUUGCCAUUUAUGAAUCCUUGUACUCUAAAACAGGGAAUAAUAUGACGAAAACAUUUUUUUCUAAGCAAUGUGAUACGUUUGUGGUUGGGAGUAUUUUGGGUUCACACCUAUGUUUGCUGUCAAACCCAUAUUAGUUCUUGUGAUUGCUCAAUUUGACACGCGUUAGAACUUUCAUAGGACUGUAAGUUGAUUUCCACUGUAAGUUGAGUUUGUGGGAAUAUUAAAGCUUGAUUGUUAAAGUUUAUCUCAUCCCAUUCCACUUCUGAUGCCAUAUGAAGGGAAUCUGAGGAGGCAUCUCAAUCACCACCAUCCUGGGUAUGAUCGACAGGGUGAGGCUGCUGCUCAGCAGACUCCACAGCCUGGUGUUGUUGUAAUGAAGAAGAUCCAAUCUCAAGUGAAGGCCACCACUGUGGAUCUCGACCAUCUCAACUGGCUGCUGCUCCGAUGGCUGAUAGGAGCUUCGUUUCCUCCCUCCACCAUGGAAGACAAAGCACUGCUUACCUCAUUGAGGUUCUUAAACCCAGGUGUCAAGCUCUGGUCCAGAGAACGAAUUCAGUUGAUGACAUCCGACGUCUUCAGAAGCAUGAGGGACGAUGUGAGGGCGUCUUUGGAAAAUCUGAACUCCAAGGUGUCCAUAGCUCUGGAGUUCUGGACAUCCUCCGAGCAGAUCUUCUACAUGAGCGUCAAGGGCUACUGGGUCGAUGAGAAUUGGUCUCUCCACAAGGUCCUGCUCGACGUCUCUUGCAUUCCUUACCCUUGCGGGGGGGGCGAGAUAUUUCAUGCCCUCUUGAAGGUCCUCAAGAUGUUCAAUAUUGAGAAGAACAUCUUGGCCUGCACUCUUGAUAACAGUAGGGAUGCAAGCCAGCCGGCCAUCCACGCCUGCCUUGCACUCAGAGAGGAGCUCGAUGCCCGGAAGGCGACCUUCUGCUACAUACCUUGUGCUGCGCAGACCUUAAAUCUGAUCAUAGAAGAUGGGUUGAAGACCCUUCGGCCCACGCUGAUAAAGAUCAGAGAAUUUGUCCGGGAAAUGAACGGGUCUCCUGAGAUUGCUCAAGAUUUCCGACAGCUGACAGCUGCUUAUCAGGAGGGCACCUGGCAGCUUCCCCUCGAUUCUUCACCCCACUGGACUGGUGAUUACGCGAUGCUGGAUAUUGUGAGAAAGGUACCCUCUGCUUCCCAUCCUUCAAAGCUUCCUGCCCAUACACCAGAUUGAGUGAAUGGAUAGAAUAUAAACCUUCCAUAUAUAUCUACCUGGGUUUGCCGAUUUUGAUCCGUUCUUGUCUACGGCGCAGGCGCCCAAUUCGAUGGACGUCCUCAUCAGGAAGCAUGAAGAAGUACUGGGCGGGAAGGGGCAGCUGCUGAGCGCCACGGAGAAAUCCCUGAUCAAUUUUCUGCACUCAAAUUUCGAGCCUUUUUAUAAGAUCACCACCAACCUGUGCUCCUGCAAGGUACCCACUGUUGGCCUGGUCCUCUUCUUCAUGGACCACGUCUUCGAGAUCAUCAGCGCCUUCAGAGACAGCUGCCGGCAGGAAUGGCUCAAGACGGCGGCCGACAGCAUGGCCGAGAGGGCCCGAAGCUUCAGCGGCACAGUCUACAGCCCCUUCACUUACAUGGCCGCGGUUUUGGAUCCGAGGAUAAAGAAGGACCUCAUACCAGAGAAUCUGAAUUCUGACAAGAACUUGGAGGAAGCAAGGAGCUACUUCUCGAGGAAUUACUCUGCCGGGCAAUUCCCCUCUGUGGCAAAUGGGUACGUGGCGGCGGCGGCGACGGCGCAGGACAGUGAAGCCAUCAGCAGUGUUUCCUUUGCCGAAGAGAUCGCCCGGAAGAGGCGGCGGCUGAGCAUCGUGCCGGUGGCCGAUGAGUUGACCCAGUACUUGUCGGAACCACCAGUGCCGAUUGCGACCGAUGUGCUGGAGUGGUGGAAAGUCAACAGCACUCGCUACCCACGGCUCUCUGUCAUGGCGAGGGACUACUUGGCCGUCCAGGGGACCUCAGUGGAGCCUGAGAAUCUCUUCUCUGGCAAAGGGGACGACUUGCAGAGGCAGCGGUUCUGCUUACCACACGGCAGCAUGCAGGCCGUCCUGUGCAUCCAGUCCUGGUUUCAGAGCGGGUACAAGUUCAAGUCCCGGCCAAUGGAGGUUGACUUUGAGAGACUGGUGGAUCCCCACCCUCUGGUCACCCCCGAGGUGGCCAAGAGUGAGAAGGCAACUUGA